GUACGAUUUGUGACAUUUGCAUUGAAUAACGGUGUAGUUCAGUAGCUGGUGGUUUUGACAGUUAAUAAUACAUGAAGUUCUAAAAAGGAGUAGUUGAUACCUCAUCAGAUUUUAUUUAUUAGUGUACACUUUUUUACAAGUAUAUUGUAAAUAGCGAAGCCAAUGCCAGGCGUAUUGCAAUGGUCGAAAACUGCUUUGGCGGUUCUGGCCAGCCACUUGCCGUACCUGGAAGAGUUUUGGUUGGCGAAGGUGUCUUGACAAAAAUGUGUAGAAAGAAACCAAAACCAAGACAAUUCUUUCUGUUUAAUGAUAUAUUGGUUUAUGGAAACAUUGUAAUCAACAAAAAAAAGUACAACAAACAACAUAUUAUUCCACUCGAAGAAGUGAAAUUGGAAUCUUUGGCUGAUGAUGGUCAAUAUCGCAAUGGUUGGCUUAUAAAGACAGUAACAAAAUCAUUCGCUGUUUAUGCUGCCACUGCAACAGAGAAACAAGAAUGGAUGGCUCAUAUCACAAAGUGUAUCGAAGAUUUAUUAAGAAAGAGUGGUAAAAAACCAGUUGAAAUUCAUGCAGCUGUUUGGGUACCAGAUAAUGAAGCCACAAUUUGUAUGCAUUGCAAUAAAACACAGUUUACAGUCUUAAAUAGACGGCACCAUUGUAGACAAUGCGGAGCUGUAGUAUGUGGGCCUUGCAGCAAUAAAAAAUUAUUAUUGCCAGGGCAGGGAAAUGGAAAAGCAGUUAGAGUUUGUUUGCAAUGCUUCGAUGCAGCUAGUAAAGUAAAAGCAUCUUCUCCAACAACUGAUAGCUUGAAUAACAAAUAUCAGCAACGUAAUUCUGCUGACAGUUCAGGAGGGGAUAGUUCCGGUGAUGAUGACGAUGGAAAUAAGGAAGAAAAUCACGACGAGCCUAAAUUUUACUCUACGCUUGCUCGAUGAAGUUAACCAGAUUAUUAUUAAAGCAGAGAUACCUACAAACAAAAACAUUAUUCAAAGCUAUAUUUUUAAAAAUGAAUAACCCAAGAUUCUCAAUGAUUCAAACUUUUAAUAAUUGAAGAUCGUUAAAACUAUUCUUAAAUUAUAUUUGUGCAAAGAACUACGGAACGAACGUCUGUGUAUAAAUAAUUAAAAUGAUUUUGAGAGUUAGUUUAAAUUGUAAAUCUAAUUUAUAUAAAUAAUUUGAAAAUAUAUUUGACUUUCAAUGUUAGUUAAACUAUUGUAAUAUUUACACAGACAGUAAAAAAAAGACUACUAUUUUUAAACUCUUUAUAUAUAGUAAGAUUAUGAAAAUUUUGACCAUUUAUACUUGUAUCUUGUUAUAUUGUAAUAUUUCAAUAUUUACCAUAAUUAGAUUCUAAUUUUUCUUGUUAGAAUAUUGUACGAAUAUAUGCCACACUGUGCCUUUCCAUCUAGACCGUUUGAUUCCUUUUACUAUUUAUAAACAAUUGAUACGGAUCUAACAUAAUUUCUGAAAAAAAUAUUAUGUAACGAAUUUGUAUUCAUAUAGAAUUGAAUUUCUCAUAGCGAAUUGUAUUAUAAGAUUAAUUGAAAUCAUUUUAAAAUGCGGAUAUUGUAAUAAAUGAAAUAUAAUAAUAAACAGUACAAUAUU
Molecule: messenger RNA, 1602 nt
Organism: Nomia melanderi (Alkali bee)
Lineage: Eukaryota; Metazoa; Arthropoda; Insecta; Hymenoptera; Halictidae
Gene: rush
Product: pleckstrin homology and FYVE domain containing family member rush hour
Biological process (GO): endosome to lysosome transport; endosome organization
Cellular component (GO): early endosome
Molecular function (GO): metal ion binding; phosphatidylinositol binding
Source: RefSeq, a predicted model, not a curated record